UCCACAGACAUGUUCUCCAUAAACUGAGCAAACCUGCGAAUUGGCUCAACCUGUGAGCCAAACAAACAAACCAAAUUCCGUGGGGCUUACAUUAGUGAAAUCUGUCUACAACCAUUAGAUCGAAGACUGGUUUUCUAUUCGAAAUUCUGGAUGUGAAUUUUGAUUCUUUUCCCUUUUACUAACGUAGUGGUCGGGGUUAGUUAUGCAGAAGACAGUGACUCUGUCAGGACCUCAGCAUGGCAUUUUUCUAUUAACUUCGGGACUAAAUUGCUACAUUUUUUGCCAUGAAUAGCAGCAGUGCUUGCACCGAUGGCCCCUGUAUACGAAGGUAUGGCCUCGCAAGUGCAGGUGUUUUCUCCGCAGCAGGCUCUGGCGUCCAGCGCCUUCUUUAGCGUGAAGAAGCUGAAGGUGGAGCCGGGCUGCGGCUGGGACAUGACGGGCUACGGCUCGCACCCCCACCCGCACCACGCGCCGCACCACCCCCACCACCACCCGCACCAGCAGGGCAGCAAGAGUAGCGGCGGCCUCUGCGCCUCGCUGGCCGCACCCCCCGUGGGCCUCAAGGCGGCCGCGUUGCCCUACGAGCAGGCGCUCCUCUUCCCCACCAGCACGACCGCUCACAUCCUGGUGGCCUCAGCGAGCUCCUCGGUCGCCGUGGCGCCGUUGCUAGGCAGUAGCCGUGGGGCCCUGUGAGGCGGGAGCAACAGCGGGGCCCGGAUCGGGGCCGAGGUCACAACCCUGGCCGGCAUAGCGGUCAGUCUGCUGGACACGUACCAGCGGUGCGGCCUGAAGCGCAAGAGCGAGGAGUUGGACAAUCACAACCCCUCCCAGACGACGGAGGAGCACACCAUGACCCACAACGCCUCAGGCAGCACCGCAGCAACCACGGCAACCGCCACGGCAACAGCCGCGUCCACGGCGACGUCGAAGAACAGCAGCGGCAACAGCGAGGGCGACUACCAGCUGGUGCAGCACGAGAUGCUCUGCUCGAUGACCAACACCUACGAAGUGCUGGAGUUCCUCGGCCGCGGCACCUUCGGCCAGGUGGUCAAGUGCUGGAAGCGCGGCACUAGCGAGAUUGUGGCCAUCAAGAUCCUCAAGAACCACCCGUCAUACGCGCGGCAGGGCCAGAUCGAGGUGAGCAUCCUGGCAGCUGAGCACGAGGCGCCCGGCGGCUACAACUUUGUCUUGCGCCCUCACGAGUGCUUCCAGCACAAGAACCACACGUGCCUGGUGUUCGAGAUGCUGGAGCAGAACCUGUACGACUUCCUGAAGCAGAACAAGUUCAGCCCUCUGCCUCUGCGCCACAUCCGGCCCGUGCUGCAGCAGGUGGCCACGGCGCUCAUGAAGCUCAAGAGCCUCGGCCUCAUCCACGCCGACCUCAAGCCCGAGAACAUCAUGCUGGUGGACCCGGCGCGGCAGCCCUACCGCGUCAAGGUCAUCGACUUCGGCUCAGCCAGCCACGUCUCCAAGGCCGUGUGCUCCACCUACCUGCAGUCGCGCUACUACAGGGCCCCUGAGAUCAUCCUGGGCCUGCCAUUCUGUGAGGCGAUAGACAUGUGGUCUCUGGGUUGCGUCAUCGCCGAGCUCUUCCUGGGCUGGCCGCUCUACCCCGGAGCCUCCGAGUAUGACCAGAUCCGCUACAUCUCCCAGACGCAGGGUUUGCCUGCAGAGUAUCUGCUGAGUGCUGGAACCAAAACCACACGCUUCUUUAACAGAGACCAGGACUCCUCAUACCCACUCUGGAGACUGAAGACUCCAGAGGAUCAUGAGGGAGAAACUGGGAUCAAAUCAAAGGAGGCCAGGAAGUACAUCUUCAACUGCCUGGAUGACAUGGGGCAGGUGAACAUGAACUCUGACCUCGAGGGCAGUGACAUGCUGGCAGAGAAGUCCGACAGACGCGAGUUCAUCGACCUGCUGACCAAGAUGCUGACCAUCGAUGCGGACAAACGUAUCACGCCCAUCGAGACACUCAACCACCCCUUUGUCACUAUGACACACCUCCUGGACUUUCCUCAUUGCACGCAUGUAAAGUCCUGCUUCCAGAACAUGGAGAUCUGUAAGAGACGGGUGAACAUGUACGACUCGGUCAACCAGAGCAAAACACCCUUCAUCCCCCAUGUAGCACCUAGCACCUCAACCAACCUCACCAUGAGCUUCAACAGCCAGCCGGCCCCCCCUCCGCUGGCCACGGUGGCCCCCCGCACUAUGCCCCUGCAGCCAGCUGGACCCACCCAGCUCUGUCCCGCCCGGCCAGACGCCUUCCAGCAGGCCCUCAUUGUCUGCCCACCAGGCUUCCAGGGCUUGCAAGCCUCUCCUUCCAAACGAGGCUACUCAGUGAGAAUGGAGAAUGCUGUUCCCAUUGUAACGCAAGCACCGGGAGCACAGUCCCUGCAGAUUCAACCUGGCCUGCUCACACAGCAGGCCUGGCCCUCUGGCCAUCAGCAGAUUCUGCUUCCUCCAGCGUGGCAGCAGCUCACACACACACACACACACACAUCCGUUCAGCACGCCGCCGUCAUCUCCGACCCCAUGGCCGCCUCCCAGCCCCUUGCCAACUGGAGAAACUCUCAUCCUCAUGGCAGCCAUUACAAUCCCAUCAUGCAGCAGCCAACUCUCUUGACCGGUCACGUGACCCUGCCUUCCCAACAACCCUUGAAUGUGGGCGUGGCUCACGUGAUGCGACAGCCCUCGUCCAGCAGCUCUGCCUCCAAGAAAAGCAAGCAGCACCAGAUGUCCAGCAGGAACGUCUCGGCGUAUGAAGUAUCGUCCUCCUCCCAGACGGUCCUGUCUCCACAGCGUUCCAAGCGGGUCAAGGAGAACACUCCUCCUCGCGGUACCGUGGUCACCAACGGCCCUUCCUCUUGCUCUUCCUCCUCCACCGCCUCCUCAGCCUGCGUCUCCGCCCAGAGCUACGGAGGUGGUGGCGGGGGUGGGGGUGGGUGGAGGACGGGGGGUGGGGGCAUGGGGGAGCAAGCGUCCAGCACCACUCGGGACCCCCCUCAGCACCACGGCCACCCGCGCCAGACCAUCGUCAUCCCCGACACGCCUAGCCCCACCGUCAGCGUCAUCACCAUCAGCAGCGACACGGACGACGAGGACCAGCCGAGCCACACCCACAGCAGUUCCUCCAAGCAGCGUAAGAACGUCAUCAGCUGUGUGACGGUGCACGACUCACCCGAGUCUGACUGCAGCGCUGGCAGCCCCUAUGCCAUGGAGUCGCGGACAGCCAAUGUCGCCGUCGCCAAUGGAUACGACCCCAAGCUCAACGGGCAGCUGGACAACUAUGGCAGAGGCAGUGGCAACAACAACAACAACGGCAACCCCCGCACCAUCAUCAUCCCCCCGCUGAAGAGCAACGGCAGCGAUGGCCUGGGCGAGUGCGAGCGCAUGCUGACAGACACCAUGAGCCACCAAAAUUCGGUCUACAAAUACAAGUCAUCUAACGGAAGCAUGAUGGGAAACAAGCAUACCUCCGGGAUGACAGGGGGCAGCUCGUACCGUCAGCAACGCUUCCAACAGCAGCCUCUGAAUCUCAGUCAGGCUCAGCAGCACAUGGCAAUGGAGCGCGGUGGCAGCGGUCACCAGCGGCAGCAGGCCUACAUCGCGCCGACCCUGGCGGCCCAGGCGCCCUACUCCUUCCACCACAGCAGCCCGUCGCACACGGCCGGCGUAGCGCCUCACCUGGCGAGCCAGCCGCACCUGUACACCUACACGGCGCAGGCGGCGCUGGGCUCCAGUGGCGCCAUGGCGCACCUAGUGGCGUCGCAGGGGACUGCGGCAGCGGCUGCAGCGGCCGCGGCUCGGCACGCCGUCCACCAGCACGCCACUGCGGGCUACGCGCCCCCGGGCCUGGUGCACCACCACCACCACCACCACCAGGUGCCCGUCAGCAUGGCGCACCCGGUUCUGCCGUCGCCCACGCUGCACGCCGCGCAGUACCAGGCCCAGUUCACGCACCACACCUACAUCAGCGCAUCGCCCGUCUCCUCCGUCUACACUGGAUACCCACUGAGCCCCGCCAAGGUCAACCAGUACCCGUACCUCUAGAGACGCCCGCCACCGCCACCACCACCACCACCACCACCGCCCGCACCCACACACUGGAGCCUCCGCACCCACA
This is a messenger RNA of Alosa alosa (allis shad), 4123 nucleotides long. It is a transcript of the gene hipk2, whose product is annotated as homeodomain interacting protein kinase 2. Gene Ontology annotation, molecular function: SMAD binding; protein serine/threonine kinase activity; transcription corepressor activity. The record is from RefSeq and is a predicted model, not a curated record. NCBI's taxonomy places the organism in Eukaryota, Metazoa, Chordata, Actinopteri, Clupeiformes, Clupeidae. Gene Ontology annotation, biological process: peptidyl-threonine phosphorylation; smoothened signaling pathway; positive regulation of transcription by RNA polymerase II. Gene Ontology annotation, cellular component: PML body; cytoplasm; nucleus.